Nycticebus coucang (slow loris) is the source of this 2836-nucleotide messenger RNA. RefSeq names its product ring finger protein 19B (gene RNF19B). NCBI's taxonomy places the organism in Eukaryota, Metazoa, Chordata, Mammalia, Primates, Lorisidae. The transcript is spliced from 9 exons. Bases 249 to 2009 code for a protein of 586 amino acids. Gene Ontology annotation, biological process: ubiquitin-dependent protein catabolic process; positive regulation of proteasomal ubiquitin-dependent protein catabolic process; protein polyubiquitination. The record is from RefSeq and is a predicted model, not a curated record. Gene Ontology annotation, cellular component: ubiquitin ligase complex; cytoplasm. Gene Ontology annotation, molecular function: zinc ion binding; ubiquitin conjugating enzyme binding; ubiquitin protein ligase activity.
CUCUCUCAGCCCCGCCCAGCGCCCCUCUCGGCUCCAGGAGGCUCGGGUUGUGAGGUGUCUGAGCGGAGCGCCUGCGCAGUGGGCAGCGGCGCGCGGGGCGGAGGCUUAUAACCACUUCGUCGCUGCCGCUGGGUUUCUGUCUCUGGGAGGGCGGCAGAGGCGGCGGCGGGCCGGGCGCCGGCUGCGGGGCGCUGAGGUGGGAGCUGUGGCGGCGCUGGACGCCCCUGGCUCCUCGGCCUCUGCGGGCCAUGGGCUCCGAGAAGGACUCUGAGUCACCGCGCUCCACAUCCCUACACGCGGCCGCGCCCGACCCCAAGUGCCGCAGCGGCGGCCGGCGCCGGCGCCUCACCUUCCACAGCGUCUUCUCCGCCUCGGCCCGCGGCCGCCGCGCCAGGUCUAAACCGCAGGCCGAGCCGCCGCCCCCGGCCGCGCCGCCGCCGCCCGCCCCGGCCCCAGCCGCGGCCCAGGCCCAGCCGCCCGAGGCGCUGCCCACCGAGCCGACAGCCGAGGCCGAGGCGGAGGCCGCGGCGGCGGCCGGGCCCGGGUUCGACGAUGAGGAGGCAGCGGAGGGCGGUGGCCCGGGCGCGGAGGAGGUGGAAUGCCCGCUGUGCCUGGUGCGGCUGCCGCCCGAGCGGGCCCCGCGCCUUCUCAGCUGUCCGCACCGCUCGUGCCGGGACUGCCUCCGCCACUACCUGCGCCUGGAGAUCAGCGAGAGCCGGGUGCCCAUCAGCUGCCCGGAGUGCAGCGAGCGACUCAACCCGCACGACAUCCGCCUGCUGCUCGCCGACCCGCCGCUCAUGCACAAGUACGAGGAGUUCAUGCUGCGCCGCUACCUGGCCUCGGACCCCGACUGCCGCUGGUGCCCUGCCCCGGACUGCGGUUAUGCUGUUAUUGCCUAUGGCUGUGCCAGCUGCCCAAAGCUAACCUGUGAGAGAGAAGGAUGCCAGACUGAGUUCUGCUACCACUGCAAGCAGAUAUGGCAUCCAAAUCAGACAUGCGAUAUGGCCCGUCAGCAGAGGGCACAGACUUUGCGAGUUCGGACCAAACACACUUCAGGUCUUAGUUAUGGGCAAGAAUCUGGACCAGAUGACAUCAAGCCAUGCCCACGAUGCAGCGCUUACAUUAUCAAGAUGAAUGAUGGAAGCUGUAAUCACAUGACAUGUGCAGUGUGUGGCUGUGAAUUCUGCUGGCUUUGUAUGAAAGAGAUCUCAGACUUACAUUACCUCAGCCCCUCUGGCUGUACAUUCUGGGGCAAGAAACCAUGGAGCCGUAAGAAGAAAAUUCUUUGGCAGCUGGGCACUCUGAUUGGUGCUCCGGUGGGGAUUUCUCUCAUUGCUGGCAUUGCCAUUCCUGCCAUGGUCAUUGGCAUUCCUGUUUACGUUGGAAGGAAGAUUCACAGCAGGUAUGAAGGAAGGAAAACCUCCAAACACAAGAGAAAUUUGGCUAUCACAGGAGGAGUGACUUUGUCAGUCAUCGCAUCCCCAGUCAUUGCUGCCGUUAGUGUUGGUAUUGGUGUCCCCAUUAUGCUGGCAUAUGUUUAUGGGGUUGUGCCCAUUUCUCUCUGUCGUGGAGGUGGCUGUGGUGUUAGCACAGCCAAUGGAAAAGGAGUAAAAAUUGAGUUUGAUGAAGAUGAUGGUCCAAUCACAGUGGCAGAUGCCUGGCGAGCCCUCAAGAAUCCCAGCAUUGGGGAAAGCAGCAUUGAAGGCCUGACCAGCGUACUGAGCACAAGUGGAAGCCCUACAGACGGACUCAGUGUUAUGCAAGGUCCUUACAGUGAAACAGCUAGCUUUGCAGCCUUGUCAGGGGGCACACUGAGUGGUGGCAUACUCUCCAGUGGCAAGGGAAAAUACAGCAGGUUAGAAGUUCAAGCUGAUGUCCAAAAGGAAAUUUUCCCCAAAGACACAGCCAGUCUUGGUGCAAUUAGUGACAACGCAAGCACUCGUGCUAUGGCCGGUUCCAUAAUCAGUUCCUACAACCCACAGGACAGGUAUAGCAUGAUCCAUACAUGACUCAGCAAAGCGGAUUUUGUCUCCACAGAGAAUGCAACAACAUGGAAAUCCAAGUGGACAUUGAAGCCAAACCAAGCCACUAUCAGCUGGUGAGUGGAAGCAGCACGGAGGACUCACUCCAUGUUCAUGCUCAGAUGGCAGAGAAUGAAGAAAGUAGUGGUGGCGGAGGCAGUGAAGAGGAUCCCCCCUGCAGACACCAAAGCUGUGAACAGAAAGACUGCCUGGCCAGCAAACCGUGGGACAUCAGCCUGGCCCAGCCUGAGAGCAUCCGCAGCGACCUGGAGAGCUCUGAUACACAGUCUGACGAUGUGCCAGACAUCACCUCAGAUGAGUGUGGCUCCCCCCGCUCCCAUACCGCAGCCUGCCCUGCAACCCCCAGAGCCCAAGGUGCACCAAGCCCAAGUGCCCAUAUGAACCUCUCUGCCCCACCUGAGGGACAGACUGUCUUGAAGCCAGAAGGUGCAGAAGUCAGAGUAUGAAGUGGAAUGAAUGCUCCUGUUCUGAGAAGCACACUUGUAACUGCAUCUUUUGGAAUCUUUUUUGAAGGGGUGGGGUGGGGAUUUAUGUAUUUUAUUUGAAAGAUUCUCUGGUCAUAGGUUUUCCCCAGGGAAAUUCUAAGAGAUUUGCAAUUUCUUACAAGAUAAAACAAGAAAAGUUUGCCCUUAGUCCCUCUGCCCUUGCCCCCACCCCUUUUUUUAGUUUUAAUUUAUUGGUUAAACUGAUGGUGGCGAUCUGUGAGGUGUGUCAAAGAGUGUACAUAUGUAUGUGUGUAUAUUGUAUGCUAAACAUAAGGACACAUUUUAAUAAAGAUUUCUGUCGUAAAUCAA